Arabidopsis arenosa is the source of this 2460-nucleotide messenger RNA. NCBI's taxonomy places the organism in Eukaryota, Viridiplantae, Streptophyta, Magnoliopsida, Brassicales, Brassicaceae. The record is from the annotation of a GenBank genome assembly.
AAAGACCAAGCCAGUCGCCGGAAAAUGCUGACGUGUAUACCUCGUUCAAAACGAGCCGACGAUGAAUCCUCCGGUCAACCCGACGAUCCAGAUUCUAAACACGCCAAAUCUCUAACAUCUCAGCUCAAAGAUAUGGCUCUUAAAGCAUCAGGAGCUUACCGGCAUUGUACGCCGUGUACGGCGGCGCAAGGUCAGGGACAAGGACAGGGUCCGAUCAAGACCAAUCCGUCAACGUCGUCGGUAAAGUCGGAUUUCGAAUCGGAUCAACGGUUUAAAAUGUUGUACGGAAGAUCAAACAGUUCGAUCACAUCUACGGCGGCGGCGGCAGCGACGCAGCAACAGCCUAGGGUUUGGGGGAAGGAGAUGGAAGCGAGGCUUAAAGGCAUAUCGAGCGGUGAAGCGACUCCGAAAUCGGCGAGUGGGAGAAACCGGGUCGACCCGAUUGUGUUUGUGGAGGAGAAAGAGCCUAAAGAAUGGGUUGCUCAGGUUGAGCCCGGAGUUCUCAUAACCUUCGUUUCUCUUCCCGGCGGUGGUAACGAUCUCAAGCGGAUACGUUUCAGCCGAGACAUGUUCAACAAGUUACAAGCUCAACGAUGGUGGGCAGAUAACUAUGACAAAGUAAUGGAACUUUACAAUGUUCAAAAACUAAGCCGCCAAGCUUUCCCGCUCCCUACGCCCCCUAGAUCGGAAGACGAGAAAGCAAAAGUCGAGUACCAUCUAGAGGACACUCCUGCAACACCGCCUCUAAACAAAGAACGGUUGCCUCGUAAUAUCCAUCGUCCAGCUGGAUUGGCGGCUUACUCAUCCUCGGAUUCACUCGACCAUAAUUCAAUGCAAAGCCAGCAGUUUUAUGACUCUGGUCUACUCAACUCAACUCCUAAAGUUUCAAGCAUCAGUGUAGCCAAGACAGAAACUUCUUCCAUAGAUGCUUCCAUAAGAAGCAGCUCGUCAAGAGAUGCAGACAGGUCAGAGGAAAUGUCGGUGAGCAAUGCGAGUGAUGUUGACAACGAAUGGGUGGAGCAAGAUGAGCCUGGCGUUUAUAUCACCAUUAAAGUUUUACCAGGUGGGAAAAGAGAGCUUAGAAGAGUCAGAUUCAGCCGAGAGAGAUUCGGGGAGAUGCACGCGAGAUUAUGGUGGGAAGAGAACAGAGCAAGGAUACAUGAACAAUACUUGCGUCAAGACCAAGACUUGGCUGCUCUUGCGGCCAGAGAAGAAGCUGUUAAGAAAUGGUUCGCGAUCAACAUCGAGCCUUACUUAGCCGACGUCAACAUCACGACCAUUACCGUUGGUAACGAAGUCAUCCCCGGACCAAUCGGUCCUCACGUGCUUCCCGUCGUGCAGUCUCUCACCAACCUUGUCAAGUCGAGGAAUCUACCGAUCUUGAUCAGCACCGUAGUGGAUAUGUCGAACCUACAACAAUCCUAUCCACCUUCCGCGGGAAUGUUCACGCCUCAAGCGCGUGAACAACUCGUUCCUGUGCUGAAAUUCUUGUCUCAAAUGAACACGCCUAUCUUCGUCACCAUCUACCCUUACUUCGCUUUGGUGUCCAAUCCCGACCACGUCAGUCUCGAUUAUGCCAUCUUCGAAAACAAAUAUCCCGUUUUCGAGGAUGGACUAAUGAAGUAUACACACAUAUUUGAUGCGAGUUUCGACGCUUUCGUGUGGGCAAUGGAGAAAGAGGGCGUGAUGGAUUUACCAAUGGUGGUGGCAGAGACCGGAUGGCCUUCCGCGGGGGGCAAGGUGAAGUUUACAAAUCCGCAUUUGGCGGGUACAUACAACAGAAAUUUUGUCAAGCAUGUUGAAAGCGGUAAAGGGACACCGAAGAGGCCAAACAGUAGCAUUGACGGGUAUUUAUUCGCAACUUUUAACGAGAAUCAGAAACCAGCUGAAUAUCCCCAACUCAUUAGUUAUAACGCUUUAAUGAACUCGAGUUGCAUCAUGGACUGUCCUCAAAUACUUGUGUUCUUUCUGCUCACGUGUUCGGCAAUUCUGCUCAACAACUACUACAAGAAAGACGGUUCCAUAAUCGUGGUAGAAAAAAACGUCGUCUUAAACUAUGGCAUCCUCGGAAACAACCUCCCAUCUCCGUCCAAUGAUAUCAGCUUUUACAAGUCCAUAGGUGUUACAAAAAUCCGAAUCUUCGACCCGAACACAGAGGUUCUUAACGCCUUACGCGGCAUCCCUAAUAUUAGUGUCACCGUCGGCGUCAAGAAACAAGAUUUGGCUGCUCUGGCCAGCUAUGAUGCUGCUAAGAACUGGGUAGCGACCAAUAUUGAGCCUUACUUAGCCGACGUCAACAUCAUGUCCAUUAUCGUUGUGGUUAGAGCUGGAUUUGGAAGUUAAAUAACUUCUUAUGUUUUGGCUUAAUGUGUUUCAACAGUAACUGAUAAGUGGGAACAUAUAUUUUAGACCCUCUUUCUUGUGUCAGGAUUGUAACACAAAUAACACAAUGCAGUCUCA